UGCUGUGGAGAGCCUAGCCGUCCUUUUUCGAUGUGCGCGCGUCAGAUAUUAGUUUCGUUUGUACAGUAACUGCACCACUGGCAAUGUCCUGGGUGCACCCGAUGCAGUCGUUGCCUCUGAUUGGAGCCCCUCAUCAAUCACCAAACUUUGAGACUAGAGAGGUACGCACGGCUCAGCCUGCAUUUUGUUCGGAUCUGAAGGGAAAGAUUUCGAGAAAAGGGCCCAGUAGAGGAAGAUAUAAAGGUUGUUUCGACCCCAGGCCCAAACGAUAUUUUUUCAUCAUUAUUCCAUCAUCCUCCCCUGCCCUUCAUCAGACGAACUUCACGCCUAUUCCAUCCUUCCCCUUCACGAGAACCAUCCAGUCUUUAUACUCCACCUACUACUCCAUCUAAUAUCCACCAUGUCUGCCGAUCUGAAACCUCUCCGCAUUGUAAUGGCCUGCGACGAGGCCGGGCAGCCAUAUAAGGAGACCCUCAAGGCUGCCUUGGAGAAAAGCUCGUUGGUCGACUCCAUCCUAGAUGUUGGUGUCAAUUCCACCAGCGACAAAACCGCUUAUCCCCAUCCUGCCGUUGCUGGCGCCAAACUCAUCAAAGAGGGCAAGGCAGACCGUGGGCUAUUCAUUUGUGGAACUGGUCUCGGUGUCGCAAUCUCUGCCAACAAGGUGCCCGGAAUUCGUGCGGUCACAGCCCAUGACUCUUUCUCCGUCGAGCGCUCUAUCCUCAGUAACGAUGCUCAGGUUCUUUGCUUCGGCCAGCGCGUUAUUGGCAUCGAGCUCGCAAAGAAACUCGCCAGCGAGUGGCUGACCUAUCGCUUUGACCCCAAGAGCGCUUCCGCCGAAAAGGUCCAGGCUAUUUCCGACUACGAAGCUCAGCUGUUCGGCGAAGCCGCUGCUGCUCAGUAACCGACGUUUCAGAUGCUCGCAUCUUGAAACCGCGAUCAUCGAAACAAGAACGAGUUCUGUUGCGAUACCUCACCAACACCCGUCCUAACACUCUGUCGGAAUCCCCCCCGACA
Messenger RNA from Aspergillus homomorphus CBS 101889, 1014 nucleotides. Its product is annotated as RpiB/LacA/LacB family sugar-phosphate isomerase. The record is from RefSeq and is a predicted model, not a curated record. The transcript has a single exon. Bases 401 to 901 code for a protein of 166 amino acids. Gene Ontology annotation, molecular function: isomerase activity. Lineage: Eukaryota; Fungi; Ascomycota; Eurotiomycetes; Eurotiales; Aspergillaceae. Gene Ontology annotation, biological process: carbohydrate metabolic process. Gene Ontology annotation, cellular component: intracellular anatomical structure.